Molecule: messenger RNA, 996 nt
Organism: Cyclospora cayetanensis
Lineage: Eukaryota; Apicomplexa; Conoidasida; Eucoccidiorida; Eimeriidae
Exons: 8
Coding region: 1-996 (331 amino acids)
Molecular function (GO): calcium ion binding
Source: RefSeq, a predicted model, not a curated record
AUGAGAGUGUCUAGACACUACGAGGCUGCAAAAGCGAAAGCGGUGCCUACGAGGGAAACGCAGCGUCUCAAGUCUAUGGAUCAAAAGAUGGACGAGGGCAGUUUGACGGAAGCUCUCAUUCGUUUGGAGAAGCUUGCGUUGGCUUGCGAGCAUUUAGGAAAUGUAAAGCUUGCUGCCAUCGAGUCUUACAAGCGAUCCAAAGCGCGGGAAGCUCUCGCCCGCAGUGAAGUUACUAUUUACAAGAAUUACUUGAGCGAUUUAGUCAAGGAGCGAGAUCACUUUUACGAUACGGCAAUUGCUCCACAAGAAAUGGUCGUAGCCAAAGAACCCACCGUAGACAAACCUGUAAGAGGCAAACGCAGCCAUCUAGGUACCCCCCGCUACCCAUUAGCCUCCGCUUUUCCUCGCGCAGUUGAGAAACCUCUCAGACAAGCCUUUGAGAAUUUGGCGGUGGGUGAAAGCGCUGCAUUCUGCUCCCCAUGCAGUCCACCCUUCGUCGCUGAUCUGGAGACACCCCACACACCCUGCAGCUGCCCUCUCCGUCCCCCUCCCCUUUUCGUAAUCGAAGCUUCCCCAUGCUUUUUCUGUGCCGCCGCUGUCUUUUCCCGUCGCGCAGGGAACUCAAGGAACGCUCGAUGUCAUAACGGCUGUUGCCUUGAAUAUCUUUGCGUUGCUGUGGCGGGUAGCCUGGGAAUCUCUGCGAGCGAGGAGGAAAUAGCAGCCUUUUAUGCUUCUGUCAACGGUGGCGACGUAACUCUAGAAGCCUUUACAGCCUUCUGCGCAUCGGCAGCUCACCCUGAAGACGUUGCUGAGGAACUGGCGUCUGCCUUUGCCUUGUGGGAUCCUUCCUCGUCUGGCUAUAUCACUAAACAGCAGCUUCGACACGCGCUUACCCAAUUCGGAGAGGGUUUGAAUCCUCAGGAAGUGAAUUUCGCUUUGGAAAAGAUAGCAGGACCAGGAGAUCAAGUCAACUACCUACAGUUCUGCAAGAAGUAA